GAAGAUAACAUACAUUUCAAGAGGUAUAAUCUUGACAUUCACUCUCGCUUCAGUUGAUAUUAGGGUCUGGCUCGGUCGUAGAUGAGUUUCUCGUAUGCAUAUAAAACUGUUUUUUUUUUUUAAUUAGUGUGUCUGCUGUGUUCCAGUACAGGCCUAUAGGAUAACUCACUGUGUAAUACCUUGAAUAGCAGCAUGUUUCCAUUUAGACCGUUGACUUGUUUGUUAGUCAUUUUGCAAUUCUCUGGUAUCCAACCCGAUGGCCAGUUGAGGAUAAUUGGAGGAUAUGAUGCUCACCUGGGAGAGUUUCCAUAUCAGGUAUUCUUAGCUCUCAAAACCGGCAAACACAGUAUAUCGAUAUUUUGUGGUGGCACAAUAAUUGGAAAUAGAACUGUUCUAACAGCAGCACACUGUGUUUUGGGAGAUGCCAAUGUUUUCGAACACCCCGAUAAAUUCUGUAUUGGAGGAGGCAUAACUGACCUGCACAAUAUCAGCAUCUCGCAUGUCUACGGAAUAAAGAAAGUCAUACCUCAUCCAAAAUACACGACCAAGAACCUGGAAUACGACAUUGCUGUGAUUAAG
Molecule: messenger RNA, 579 nt
Organism: Nilaparvata lugens (brown planthopper)
Lineage: Eukaryota; Metazoa; Arthropoda; Insecta; Hemiptera; Delphacidae
Product: trypsin-2
Biological process (GO): proteolysis
Molecular function (GO): serine-type endopeptidase activity
Source: RefSeq, a predicted model, not a curated record